Molecule: messenger RNA, 636 nt
Organism: Penicillium subrubescens
Lineage: Eukaryota; Fungi; Ascomycota; Eurotiomycetes; Eurotiales; Aspergillaceae
Exons: 1
Coding region: 1-636 (211 amino acids)
Source: RefSeq, a predicted model, not a curated record
AUGUUCCUACGCAAGGGCCGUGGAACCUGGACUAUACUUCGGGCAUCGAUCACCCGACGCUUACGCCUCAAGGGCAAAGUCGACCCUGCGGAUAACGAUCAAGCAACAGGCCACCACGAUGCCCACGACACACCGACAACACAAUCCCCCGAUAUCCAUGUCACACCACCCGCUAGAAGGGAUACACGAUGCGGUGACACAGACGGGAUUGUCAAUCAGCUGGCCCUCCUCGCAGCAAGCGUCAGUCGAUCAUCCCCGCGCACGACCAUCUGCUCGAGAAGAUCAUCCUCUCCAUUAUCCACAAACGCACAGAGCACGAGACCAGAUGGUGGCAACAGCCAGGAAUAUCGAGUCGAAGACGUGGAAUCCUUCCAUUACCUGCGCAGUCUGAUCACCAUCUCCUGCCUUCCACAACAGUCUUCGCCAGGCCUAAAUCCAAUCAGAUCAAACGUUGAUGGAACCGAGAAGCAGUCACCUGGUCGCAAAAGAGCAUCAUCAAGACUAAGCUUACGCCUUGGUGAUCUACCUGGUCUUUCCUUUCCCAAAGUGCCCAGGAAACCCUGUCCUCGUUAUACACCCCUGCCGCCAGUAUACACCCCCAAGCCAAUCGCAAUGUGCCCCGAGGUGCGUUUUUGA